AUGCUGUCCUCCCUGCUGAAGCGGAGGCCGAUCCCUUGGCGCUUCUACCACUCGCUGCUCUCCACGCGCUGGUGCGCGUUUCCUCUGCUGGCGCUGGCCUACAGCGGGUCCCUGCUUGUGGCAUGCCAGCUUUGCGGCCAUUUCGGCACCUGGAGCGCGGCCGUUCUGGCAGCCGAUUGCUCCCGAAGCCGUGCCAGGGCCGUGGAGGCGGCAGUGCUCCUGGGUCUCGCACUCCUUUUGAGCGGUCUACUCUUAGCCUGUGCACCGCUGUUGGGCCUCGAGCUCCUCGCGGCCUACACCGCGCUGCUCGGCCUCGGCGCGGUGCUGGGCCACUUCCUGCACGUCGGGCUUUGGAAGCAGCCGGAGCGCGUGGGCACUCCGAGGGUCCUUCAGACCUACCUGGCGCAGCCAAAGGCGCUCCGGUUCCUGGUGAACUCCAACUUCGCCUCCAAGGACUUCCAUCAGGUGCGGGCGAUCUGGCAGGGUGAGCAGAAGGAAGAGGUGUGCCUGUACGUCAUCAAGGACUACGAGGGCCACCCUACCUUGGAGGCCGGCUUUUCUGCUUCGGAGACGGAUGAAGCCGAUGGCUGGUGCUGCCUCCCACUUCUGAAGGGAAUCGGAGAGACCGACGGCUACCAGUCUGGGCAGGCACUGAAUGUCUCAGAGCUGCAGAGCCUCUGUGCCUCGGACCUCACCCGUGUCGCCGCAUUCCUGCGGUCCGAUCAUUGCAAGUCCGUGUACGUACUCACUGGUGCCGGCGUUUCAACGGGCGCGGGCAUACCAGACUUCCGGUCGGCUGGUGGUCUCUACGACUCCAUCCGGCCCGAGCUCAUAACUGCCAGCUUCAUACAGCGCCAGAAGAUGAGAUUCGAUCCUACAUAUGUGGUUGAACGGGACAUGUUCUUCCAGAAUCCCUUUCCUUAUCUGGAGGUAAGGCGGCCGUUUAUUCUCGGCACACAUAGACAAGAGUGGAAGGCAACCAUUUCUCACUGGUUCAUGAAGUUUCUGGAAGAGGAGGGCAAGUUGAAGCGACUGUUUACUCAGAACAUUGAUGGCUUGGACUACCAGACUGGUAUCUCGCCGACACGGGUGACGAAUGUCCACGGCAGCAUCGCGCGUGUCUCCUGCGAAGGCUGCGGAAAGGAAAUGCCAUUUGACGACUUCUGUGCCCAAGUCCGUACCAACAUCAAGGACAUCUACAAAACGGAUCCAGAAGCUCCGGAAGAAUCCGUCAGCAUUCCCUGUCCGCACUGCCAGCGCCCCUUGGUCAAGCCCAACACUAUCCUCUUCGGAAGCAACCUUCCGGAAGAGUUCUUCGACCGUGUUCCUGAGUUGCACCAAGCGGAUCUUCUGCUGGUCGCAGGCACCUCGCUGGUGGUUUCACCGGCGAACUCUGUUGUAAACGAGGUGCCUGGCAGCUGCAUGAGGGUGAUCAUCAACAGGGAGCAGGUUGGGCAGGACUUGGGCGUCGACUAUGGUCCACAUGCCAUGCGCGACGUGUGGUCUGGCGAGAGGACUUGUGAUGAGACCUUCCUCCAGCUGAUCAAACUGAUGGGCUGGCAGGAGAAACUUCGCCGGGUGAAGCAUCGACUGCCCGAGAGCAACCAGGAGAUGCUCCAGGACCUGUGA
Symbiodinium sp. CCMP2592 is the source of this 1629-nucleotide messenger RNA. Lineage: Eukaryota; Dinophyceae; Suessiales; Symbiodiniaceae. The record is from the annotation of a GenBank genome assembly.